CGUGGAAACCCUGGAGAAAUCAUAAAAACAAGAUAUCGUUGUUUUUCGCAAAUCCCAGCUUUUACAAUAUUGGCAUAUUUGCUUUUGUUCCCACACUCUGCUAGGGUUUUCAGAGUCGCCGCGCUUCUGCUCUCCUCCUCCGUCUUCUUCUUCCGUCAACUCGGUCUUCGACUCGGAUUGAUCACUUGAUCGCUCUCUCUCACCGAGUCCACCCACCAACUCGGAAUUCAAAUGGCGAUGGAAGUUACCCAAAUACUUUUAAAUGCACAAGCAGUUGAUGGGAAUGUACGCAAGCAUGCAGAAGAUAGCCUCAGACAGUUUCAAGAACAAAAUCUUCCAAGUUUCUUGCUCUCUCUUGCUGGAGAAUUGGCCAAUGAUGAGAAGCCUGUUGAGAGUCGUAAACUAGCGGGCUUGAUCCUCAAGAAUGCUUUGGAUGCCAAAGAACAACAUAGGAAGUUUGAGCUCGGACAAAGAUGGUUGUCCUUAGACCCAUCUGUGAAGGCCCAGAUCAGAGCUUGUUUGUUAAAGACCCUUUCUUCUCCUGCCCAUGAUGCUCGGUCAACUGCAUCUCAAGUUGUUGCAAAGCUUGCCGGGAUUGAGUUGCCACUCAAACAGUGGCCUGAACUGAUAGAAGCUCUAUUGUCAAAUAAUAAUCAACUUCCAGCUCAUACCAGACAGGCAACUCUUGAAACUCUUGGGUACAUAUGCGAGGAAGUAUCCCCAGAUGUUAUAGAGCAAGAGCAAGUGAAUAAAAUGCUUACUGCUGUAGUUCAGGGCAUGAACUCUACCGAGACUAACAAUGAUGUCAGGCUUGCUGCCACUAGAGCUUUGCAUAACGCUUUGGGUUUUGCUCAGGCAAAUUUCUCCAAUGAUAUGGAGCGUGACUACAUAGUAAGAGUUGUAUGUGAGGCUACUCUUUCCCCUGAAGUGAAGAUUCGACAGGCAGCCUUCGAGUGUUUGGUUUCUAUAUCUUCAACCUAUUAUGAGAAGUUGGCUCCGUACAUCCAAGAUAUAUUUAGCAUCACUGCUAAGGCUGUGAAGGAAGAUGAGGAACCUGUUGCACUUCAAGCCAUUGAGUUUUGGAGUUCAAUCUGCGACGAGGAGAUUGACAUAUUAGAAGAAUAUGGGGGGGAUUUUACUGGGGAUUCUUCUAUUCCAUGCUUUUACUUUAUCAAGCAAGCACUUCCUGCCCUAAUUCCUUUAUUAUUGGAGACUCUUCUUAAGCAAGAAGAGGAUCAGGAUCAGGAUGAAGUGGCCUGGAAUGUUGCAAUGGCUGGUGGAACUUGCUUGGGCUUGGUAGCACGGACAGUUGGAGAUGAUGUUGUUCCACUUGUAAUGCCAUUUAUUGAGGAGAAUAUUACAAAGCCAGAUUGGAGGCAGAGGGAGGCAGCCACUUACGCAUUUGGUUCAAUUUUGGAAGGUCCAUCCCCUGACAAGCUCAUGCCUCUUGUCAAUGUUGCUCUGAGUUUCAUGCUAAAUGCUUUGACGAAUGAUCCAAAUAACCAUGUGAAGGACACUACUGGUUGGACUCUUGGAAGAAUUUUUGAAUUUCUUCAUGGGUCAACUUUGGAGACACCCAUAAUAACCCAAGCGAAUUGCCAACAGAUUAUCACAGUUCUUCUUCAGAGCAUGAAGGAUGUUCCAAAUGUGGCUGAGAAAGCUUGUGGUGCACUCUAUUUUCUGGCCCAGGGUUUUGAGGAUGCAGAAUCUUCCUCCUCCCCUCUGACUUCCUUUUUCCAGGAGAUAGCCCAGGCCCUUCUGGAUGUUACUCACCGAGAAGAUGCUGGCGAAUCCCGCUUGCGAACUGCAGCUUAUGAGGCUCUGAAUGAAGUUGUAAGAUGUUCCACUGAUGAGACUGCUCCAUUGGUGAUGCAAUUAGUUCCUGUCAUAAUGAUGGAACUCCACCAGACUCUUGAGGCGCAAAAGCUUUCAGCUGAUGAGAGGGAGAAGCAGAAUGAAUUACAAGGCCUUCUUUGCGGUUGCUUGCAGGUCAUCAUACAGAAGCUAGGGUCAUCUGAACCAACAAAAUAUGUCUUCAUGCAGUAUGCUGACCAGUUGAUGGGUCUGUUCUUGAGAGUAUUUGCCAGUAAAAGUGCCACAGCUCAUGAGGAGGCCAUGCUUGCCAUUGGAGCUCUUGUCUACUCAACAGGCUCUGAUUUUGCCAAGUACAUGACCGAGUUUUAUAAAUAUUUGGAAAUGGGUCUCCAGAAUUUUGAGGACUAUCAGGUUUGCGCCAUCACCGUUGGUGUGGUGGGGGAUGUAUGCAGGGCUUUGGAGGAUAAAGUAUUACCUUAUUGUGAUGGGAUAAUGACCCAGCUCCUCAAGGAUUUGUCCAGCAACCAGUUGCACCGAUCAGUGAAACCUCCCAUAUUUUCAUGCUUUGGUGACCUAGCUUUGGCAAUUGGGGAGAAUUUUGAGAAGUAUUUGAUGUAUGCUAUGCCCAUGCUUCAGAGUGCCGCAGAGCUAUCUGCCCAUACAUCAGGUGUCGAUGAUGAUAUGAUAGAGUACACAAAUACAUUGAGAAAUGGAAUUAUGGAGGCGUACUCUGGUAUCUUGCAAGGAUUUAAGGGCUCCCCAAAGACCCAAUUGUUGAUGCCGUAUGCACCUCAUGUUCUCCAGUUCUUGGAUAGUUUAUACAUAGAGAAGGACAUGGAUGAUCUGGUGAUAAAGACUGCCAUUGGGCUACUUGGAGAUCUCGCUGAUACGCUGGGUAGUGCUGUCGGUCCGCUAAUUCUGCAAUCUAUGUCAGCCAAAGAGUUCCUAAAUGAAUGUCUUAUGUCAGAUGAUCCUUCGAUAAAGGAAUCUGCAGAAUGGGUUAAGAUCGCUAUCAGUCGGGCAACUAACUUUUGAGGCGACUGCUGCUUAGCAUAUUCUCGUUCGUACAUGCAUUUGGGUGUCAUGAGUCGGGGUCUGGGAUUGCAUAUCAUGAGAGUCAGGUCAUCACCAUUUUUGGGCUGAUACGUUUGCGUCAAUGGCAGUCAGUAUACCAAAUCAGCAUCGGGGAGUCAGUUUUUUCGUCUUAUUUUUUAAUUAUAUUUUGCUUGCAUUGCAUCGGAGGAAGUUGGCGGUGAUGACUUCUGUGUCUCUGCUAUCUUGGCAGAAAAAGAUGAAUAGAAAACAGAAACUGGUCCAAUGGUAUCGGAGAAAUGAGAUAUAAAAAGUUACCCCAUCAUGCCCCCACCGCUGCUGUCUUCUGUAUGCCGGGAGAAUAGCUGUUCCGUCUGAAGUCGAUGGUGGUAAAGGUUUUGAGCAGCAGUUCUGUAAAGUGUCUGGAUCUUUGGCCUUCUCCGUUCUUCACCGGAAUUUGGUGUCUGAAAGUCCUUAUUGCAUUGUUACAUCAUACGUCAAGUUGUCAUAGAGUUUUGUAGCCCUGUAUACUCGCGUGUUAUGUAGGAUCGGCGAGGUCCGCAUAAUAUUUGGGCAAGAUUCAUGCAUAUUUUAGUCAUAUUUAAGUCAUAUUGUUGUACUCACAGGAAAAUUUCUCAAGUCAAAUGUUAAAUCUCAUGCAUUUUGUUCAUAUGAAAGUUCUUCUGCUGCUGCUUUGUUAUGCCUGGGAUUGGAUUUUGUAAAGCUUUGUGUUUCUAUUUUCGUCGGAUCCGGGCUGUCUUUUUGCUUUGAUCUUGUCAAAGAUAGAUUCGUUAAAUGGUCUUUGAAAUUAGACCUUA
This is a messenger RNA of Malus domestica (apple), 3665 nucleotides long. Its product is annotated as importin subunit beta-1-like. Gene Ontology annotation, molecular function: nuclear import signal receptor activity; small GTPase binding. Gene Ontology annotation, cellular component: cytoplasm; nucleus. NCBI's taxonomy places the organism in Eukaryota, Viridiplantae, Streptophyta, Magnoliopsida, Rosales, Rosaceae. The record is from RefSeq and is a predicted model, not a curated record. Gene Ontology annotation, biological process: protein import into nucleus.